CAGAUUCCGCCGCAACGUUCUCUACCCAUCCUUGGACGCCCCUCUUUGGUCUUUCUCUCUCGCAAUAGAGCCUACCUCUCGUCCAACCUCAAACGUAGGUCUGCACCAAUUUUAGGUACUCCACCAUGGCGGAGCCGGUAUCCAGUAUCGUAACGUUGACGGCUGUAUCCCUAACCAUCAUCCGAAGGACUGUGAGAUUUAUCCAAGCGGCCAGGACUGUUGACACUUUGAUUGAAUCGCUCCUCACAACGCUCCUGGAUCUUAAGCGCCUUCUCAGGGUCGUCGAGUCUACAUGUAGACAAGCAACGUCUGGUGACGACGACCCAUCGCGCUUUGUGAAAGAUUCGGUCGUGAGAUGUCACAAUCGUUUAACUGAAGUCCAAGCAAUGGUGGAGGGUCUCGCUUUCCGAGAGAAGAGGACACUUUUCCAAAAAGUGGUCCUAUUGGUGAGGACCGACCGGUCGAGGAAAGAUAUAGAGGAUGCGAUUCAGGACAUUGACCGUCUAAUGAACAAUCUUCACCGAGGCAUCAGCUCGUGGAAUCUACUCAUAACAUCGGCAAUCCAUCGGCGAGCUUCUGAAGCUCCUCCCUUUCGACUUGCGCAAAUUACCACCACAUCAACAGAAUCACACGAAAUCGAAGAGAGCGAUGCAGUUAGCCCAUUAAGCCGCGCUUGGUCUGAAGUGGAAACAGUAUACGAUGCAAGCGUCUCAAGUCGAAGAAGUUCAUCAGCAACAGGAGGCUCUAGGAACUCCAUCUCUUCAACUUCUUUCCGGGCCCGUCAGCCACACUCCGAACGAAGCAGUAGUGUCUCUGCACGCAUCGAACUUGUUCCACAGAACAGCGAGUGGGUCGACUUCCACUACCAAAUAAAGGCAUGCAAAGGCAAUGAGGCUCGGAUUAAAGCCAUUAGAAAAGUGUUGCAGGAACAUCCAGACAGCACUACGCUUGCCAAUUCUCCAGAUGGGUCGAGGAGGACUCCUCUUCAUCUAGUAGCUCAACAAGGGGAUGUCAAACUCGCGGAAAUCCUCGUCGCCUUUACCGCAAACAUCAACGCCAUCGACAGCCAGCCACGCUCCGUCCUCGAUUUCGCCGUAAAAUAUAACCAUGAGCAUUUUGUCGAGUUUCUCAUCGACCACAACGUCGACCAAACUGCAAUCGCAAAGGAAAAUCUCCGUCGAUUCAGAGAGAUCAAGGAUACCAUUGAUUUUCAGAAAAUCGAAUUGGGCAAAAUCGUGAAGAAAGAGCGCAAACGAAACCGCACAAAUACUUCGACUUGAAUAGGCCACAUCUGUCACAAGUGUAUGACGGAUUGAACGACUUCAAUACGUAACAUGCGUAAAUGCUUGGGGCUAUGUGCAACGGGCAUUGCGCCAAGACAUUCUUCACCGGUCGCGGACCAUGAGGGUGGGUUACCGGGCUGUGCCAUGGCGCCGGCCCCAUGCUCCCACUGCUCGGUAAAGCUGGGGCAUCACAAAAGCUCGGGGUCAGGGAAAGAUGGUGCUGCGGGGGUGAUAGCCGCUGGGUGGUUCGCAUCCAAACCCCAAUCUAGUCUGAUCUGCAGUUCGCAAGGCUGCUACCAAUGCACGCAACACACAUUCCGCAACGGAAAUAGGAGAUGCACAACGCUACCACAAGUUCAAACUUACCGAAUCAAGACAAAGCCCCACCCCGGAAUUUU
Molecule: messenger RNA, 1681 nt
Organism: Lindgomyces ingoldianus
Lineage: Eukaryota; Fungi; Ascomycota; Dothideomycetes; Pleosporales; Lindgomycetaceae
Exons: 3
Coding region: 126-1280 (384 amino acids)
Molecular function (GO): protein binding
Source: RefSeq, a predicted model, not a curated record